CACAAGAAUACAUUUCUGUUUGCAGUAAAUUUUGGAAUGUUUUAAAUUCUUCAAAGUCAUUAAGAGAAUCAAACUGUAAUGAAAUGAACAUUCUAGAUGAUGUUGUCAAAUACUUUAUGGACUGGCAGAAAAGCUUGGUUACCAUUUCAGAGAAGAAAGCUGAACAAGCAAAACAUUUUAUAUCAUGGCAAACAAUGUUUGAUUUAAUGGUAGGACCCAGUUUUACUUACACAUGGUUCGAAAUAACGGUUUGUGAAUCACUAAUCAAUUUUCAUUUUUCACGAACCCAAUUUCAUAGAAAUUGAUCAAAAUCACGAAUUAAAAGUCUCUCAAAUUGAUAAAAAUAUACAAUAAUAAAUUCAGUUCUUUGUAAAUGUGAUGGAGAAUCAUACAUUCUGAAGAUAUUGUUGUUAAAUUAUAAUUCCACCCAAAAUUCUAUUUCUUUGCGAGUUUGUGAUGUAUAUUAUAUAUUUAAAAAUUACAGUGCUUCCACUUUUUAACUUCCAAUUACAUAAUAUUCCUUGAAAAUUCCUUAAAAUUUCGUUAAAAUAAAAAAAAUUAAUUCAUGAACCGUUUUUUCAGAAUUAAUUCGAACCCUGUUACAUAUAAUUAAUGUAGAUUCAAAACUGCCAAGAUUUAUUUAUUUUGUUAAUUAUGGAAAGUAAUGAGUUAUAAAUUAUAUUUGUUUUUUAAGGUUACCAUAGAUGCCUUAAAAGGACUCCUAAAGUUCAUGGAAAGUGACAAAUUUCAAGAAGAAUAUGGUGAACUAUUUCUAAUACCUGGAAAACUUAAUCAAGACUUUGUGGAGUCCUUUUUCUCAUGUCAGAGACAAAUGUGUGGUGGCACACAAAAUAUGACUGCCUAUGUGUAUGCAUACAACAUUAAUGGGUACAGUUGUUUUCAAACAGCAAAAGCAUUGGGAAAGAAGCAGACCAACGUAUAUGAACUAGAGGAAACAAUGUCAUACUUUGAGGGAGACUGCAAACUUCCACGAAGAAGAAAUGACAAUAGCAUAUUUAAAACAGUUGAAUGGUACAUUGAAAUAUGAGAUCUAAUUCAUGAAAAAACUUGUUUAAACCAUGGCGAAACUAUUGCUAUUUGUUAAAGUUACAUUCCCUAAGAAAUUAUAACUGCACAAGCUGUGUUUAGGGCUCUAAAGGUUAGUCGUCUACCUUGAGCCUCAUACAACUUGGUUGCUGUGAGAAGUUAGCACAAUUUCACCAAGGUUUCCACAAGUUUCAGGGCAAAUAAUAAAUUGUUAUUAAAAUUAUACACUGUACAGAAUGAAUAGCACUGACUUACCAAAUAAUGUUAUACACUACCAACUGACUUCUUGAUAUAGGAAAUUUGCUCGCAACGUUUUUUCUAUAUCUUUAGGUUGUUGGAUAACUCACUAUACACAGCGAUUUAUACUUUUGAUCUCAACCGACACUGUCACCCACUUGCUCACGAUUUUACCACAAGAUUGUCUUAUCCUAUAUAGUGUAUGUGUGUAGUGUUAAUUAGUACUUUUAGACAAAGAAAC
Molecule: messenger RNA, 1525 nt
Organism: Paramuricea clavata
Lineage: Eukaryota; Metazoa; Cnidaria; Anthozoa; Malacalcyonacea; Plexauridae
Source: the annotation of a GenBank genome assembly